Molecule: messenger RNA, 3863 nt
Organism: Caenorhabditis auriculariae
Lineage: Eukaryota; Metazoa; Nematoda; Chromadorea; Rhabditida; Rhabditidae
Source: the annotation of a GenBank genome assembly
AUGGAAGAAGAUCUACCUCGUGUAUACUUCGAAGAGGCCGACCGACCGCCAUCUUCGUAUUUUCAGACCAACGAGAACAAAAAGCCACUCAAAGUGGUUCCGUUUGCAACACCCGAUCCGGAAGGUUCAAUUUAACGUGCAGAUAGAAGAAAAGAGGGUUGUUAUAGAGUGGUUGAAAGCUCCAGAAUUCGUUCCGAGGUCCCGACAGCUCGUCCAAGCUUUUGAGUCUGUACCUGGUCCAGCUGUCGAUCUUGGCAACUUUGCUCCUCCUUUCCUGCCACGUAAGUUUCCAUUCUUUUUUUUUCGUCAUUUUUAUGGUUAGAUUUUUCAGCUUUUCCUCCGGCACCAUCUUUGUUUUCGACAAUGGUUCAACCGAGUCUUCCGAAUCCACAGCCAUCAAUAUUUCCAUUCAAUCCACUCGAGCAACUUACUGGGAUCCCAGCUGGUUACUCAGCCAAUAUCACUAAUAUCAAUCGUAGGUUUUCUGAAAAAAAAAUCGGGCGAGUUUAAAAAGCUACCCCAAAGCUCUAUUUGUAAGAUGUUUUGGUUUUCAAAGCUUUUUAGAGAUAUGAUUAGCUUUUUCCGAUAUUAAAAGUGAGCUAGAAGAUAAGAAUAAAUGAGACAAAACGAUUUUCCAAAGAUUUUUCGAUGCAUUUUCGGGAAACUCCAAGGUAAAAUAAUCUUUCUCGUGAAAUAGACUCUUCAACGAGCUCCGCUAAUUUCCAUUUGGACUUCACACCUUUCUGAGUCAUGUCAGUUAUCAUCCAAGUGAUAGGGAGUGUAAAAGGGGGAGCACCUGCAUAAUAACCGCCCUUGACGGACCUGACAAGUGGGCGAACGCGGAACGACGCGUGUUACACAACCGCCGUCGGCGCCAAACUCCGUCGGCUCGGCCGCCACGCCUUGACCCUUGUAUUGACAAUUACCCACUUCUCGAGCAAACUUCUGUGCUCCUAAAACUGCACCCGAAGAUAAUUUUUAUCUCUUUUAUUUUUCAUUUCAUACUAAAGUUGAACUUCUAACUUCAGAUCUCAUAAAGCACACGUCGAAAUGAUGUUCUCGAAAGUUGCGAAGCCUUCUCAUAAUUUUGACUUUCUCUGAAAUUUCGAGCUUGAUUCAGUGUAAUGAGGUCGUACGCGUUUUUAAUUCUUUAAAAAACUGUUUACCUGUAGCGACAACGAAAUAUUAUAUUUCAAUUGAUGGGUAUAGUUCAAAAAAAAAAAUUAAGGAAAAAAAUUUUUUUUUCUUUACUUUUGAGGAGUUGGGUAAGAAGAGCCGGAAAAUUUCGUUUUUUUUUUUCUAACUUCUAAAAUUGUUCGUGAUUUUAUUUUCCUUUUUCAUAUCGCUUGGCGCUUGGCGAAACCAUUUUCCUUCAUAAUUGAUAUAGUUUAGAGAAAGUUUUUUUGAAGAUUUUGAUUUGUUCGCGAUAUAUUUUUGUCUCAGCGAUACUCAUCGUAGUAUCAUGCUUUUUCUUUGACUUUGUCGAUGAUGACAGUCAAUUGUAGAAGGAAACGGUCCACCGAUUCCCGCAAUUUUAUUGCGAAAAAAGCGUCGUCGACGGAAGCACAACACAAACUCGAUGGUCCACGAAACUUCUUCCAAUACUCACGCGGUGGGAAAAUUAUUUCUUGUUUUUGUUUUAAUAGAUCAAAAAUUCAGAGUUCUCCUUGCUCUUCACAUCCUUCCGACCCGAACGCUUUCACGGACGACGAUGACAGUCAGGGAGGCAACUUGCCCGGACCUUGUUUGGAGGUUCUUUUUCAAACCAAAAGUGGAAAAAUUCAGUUUUGAUUCAAAAUUCAUAAAAUGUGCCUUUUUGUUUUUGUGAGAUUCUCAUUCUGUUCGAAAAACACUCUUCUUGUAAACUAGCAUAUCUAGAUUGACGAGCUCUCUGGAUCUUGUCCCGACCUGAGCGAUGAGAAGCUUAAAAAAUGGGAUGAAUACUUGGUUUGUUCUUUUUUCGGAUUCCUAAAUGGUAAAAACUGCUUUUUCAGUACAAAGCAGCAGUGGCCCACGAAGAAAGUUUGAAUGCAGUGAGUUAUAUCGACGAGAGUACCAUGCACGAAUCUGGUAUCGGAAUUCGGGUUGAAUGAAGGGGAAAUGUUGCGUUUUCAGUAUAUGAGACAGUUCCGAGAAGUCUUUUGAACGUGGCGGAGCAAGCUCUUGAGGGCAUUUCCAGCGAAGAAAUUCGAAAAAUUGACAAAGAGUUGAAUGGUAGGCUGGUUCUUCUUUUUCCUUUGAACUUUUUCUCCCUUUUUUGAAAAAGACUAGGAAAAGCUCAGAGUUGAGAAAAUAAAUUAAACUAAUAUGCGCUCCAGGAAACACAGCGAUGACGUCAUCGAUGGUGAUGGACCGACUGGCCAACUACCAACUCGCCUCGGACGCGAGGACAGAAAGGACUCUCGCCGAAGAAAUGGGACAGUUGGCUUUUCGACCAGAGACUACGGUAACUUUUCUUUCGAUGUGAGAGGAUAAUGUUCUUCAGAAAUACGGUUAUCCGAAAGUAGAUGCUCCACGGGUUCAUUUGGCCAGCAUCGACACACGCGACAAGAAGGUCAAAAACACAGUAAUCGACCGAGAGGCGCUCAAGGCCUACGUGAGUCUUUUCUAAGUAUAAUCAAUUCGUUCACAAGUAGGCUCUAGUGUCUGAAGAAGCACAGAGAAAACUCAGAAAAGUAUCACAGCGAGAAAUUUUUUCAGCUUUAAUUUUUCUGAAGCCAGAAUUCAGUUCCUUUAGUCUCCCGGCAAGGCGACUGAAAGAACUGAUCAGAUGGUCUAAAAAAACUAAAAAGUACUUUCAGACCUUUUCAAAGGUGCAAUUUUGAGAAAGAUGAAGGAAAAAUUGCAAUAGAUCUUCAAAGCGAAACUCUCUCGAAAUAUUCUGCAGCUCGAUCAUCAAGAAGACGAGUUCGAAGAGGACUUCCUGGAAGGAAUCAACAUCACCGUCAACAGAUUCGAUCAUUGCGACGUUGGUUUUUCUUUUCAAUCAAAUUUUUAUUUCUCCCACACUAGCACUAAAGUUUACGGAAUAAAUGUAGGGAAAAUGUAGGAAAGUACGUGUUCGGAACUUUUGGCGACGGAGGGAAGAGGUCGUGUUUAAAAAAUCUAAGUAUAGAAUUAGAGUAACUUUUAAAACUUUAAAAAAAAAAAAAAAAAAACGUUAUUCAGUCUUCAGAGAAGGUACUCUGCUGAAUCAUGGAAUAAUUGAAGAGUUGUUCGUCGGUUUGCGAAACUGUCGUUGAUCAAACGUAGACGGCGCGUAGAGCAUCUCGUCUUUCUUGUGAUAGUAGUAGACGACUUUCGAGUGUUUCCGACGAUCACUGCUUCUCCAUGUAGGAACGGUACGGCGCCCAGCUUGUCCAGGGCUGACGGGCGUCGGAUUAAAUCUCAGACGAGAGCGGAAAUGAAGACCGACCACUCGGGCGGUAGAAAUGAGAUAAUAAUUAGAGUAACGCUAAAAUUUUACUCUUAGUUUUCUAUUUAGUAGUUUUCAUAUUUUCGUUGGAUUAUUAGUUUUGUAAUUUUAUCUUAAAACCAUUUUUCAGAUUUAGAUCUGAAUUUUAUUUUUUUCAUACUGAAGUACUAUGUUUCUAUCCAUGUGAUUUCAAUGAUUGGAAACACUUUGGUUAAUGAACUGUGUCACCGUCAACAGACUUGGUUUUUCUUUCGAUAUUCAAUUUCUGAUUGUAAUUCUUCAUCACCGCCGAAAUUUUUUCUAAACAAGAAAUGGUUUGCAGGAUCUGACCCUGUCAGAUGUCGAAUCGGCCCCGACUUCGCGCUUCGAACAGAUCCACCGCGCGCUCAAAAACACGACCAACGUCGAACUCCGAGCCCCAGAAAGAGUCUGUUGCGUCAUUUCCUGA